This is a messenger RNA of Haliotis rufescens (red abalone), 4871 nucleotides long. RefSeq names its product tachykinin-like peptides receptor 99D. Gene Ontology annotation, molecular function: tachykinin receptor activity. The record is from RefSeq and is a predicted model, not a curated record. The transcript has 6 exons. Gene Ontology annotation, cellular component: plasma membrane. Lineage: Eukaryota; Metazoa; Mollusca; Gastropoda; Lepetellida; Haliotidae. Bases 457 to 1755 code for a protein of 432 amino acids. Gene Ontology annotation, biological process: G protein-coupled receptor signaling pathway.
AGCUUUCUGGGAGCUGCUGCCAGUGAUUAAUCCGCGGAGAUCGGAGGUAGCAGACUGGAUCAGAGAGCUUUGUGAUUCCACCAGCGUUAGACAGGCUGUUUAGUAGCUGGUAAAGGCGCCGUGGGCCUUAAACGCGUUUUGUUAGUAAACUAUGAGAGCCUUGAAGAGUCACUGUCCAGAGGGAGAAUUCCUAAGACUACCUAUUGCAUAUGAAGCUCGGUUUUGACUGGAUACCUUACAAGCCCAAACGACGUUACUUUGGAUAUCUCUGCAUCGCACGUUCAGCAGGCAGAUCUGAUUUUCCUUCAAGACUUCAUUCUUGUCUCUGGAACUGGAAGGUUAAUACAAAGUUCACUCCAUUUACUGGAAAUUUCAUCAACUGCGCAAUGCUCAACAGUUAGAUAUUGUUGAGAACUGAUAUUGUGGCCGGACACCUUCCGAUUAUUCAACUUCAAAAUGGCAGAGUUAACUACUACUAUCACGGAAUUUAAAUCACUGAACACUUCAGUGAUUAACGCAGCACUCCCUAUUUAUUUACCCACGACAAUAUCGCCGACAAAUACCACUAAUGCUACCAUGGACCUGAACGGGACAACUGAGGUGUUGUACGACAAUAACUUUAACUUACCUUGGUGGCAACAACUUCUGUUCAUAACAAUGUUUGUGGCAAUGUUUGUUGUGGCUGCUGGUGGCAAUAUCAUCGUAAUAUGGAUCGUUCUUGCUCAUAAACGCAUGAGGACAGUGACAAAUUACUUCCUUGUCAACUUAGCUGUUGCUGAUGUCCUGAUAUCAUUGUUAAACACACCGUUCAAUUUUGUGUACAAUAUGUACCAGGACUGGUGGUUCGGAGCUCACUACUGUAGGUUUUCUAUGUUCAUAUCCCCCUGUGCCAUUUCUGUUAGUGUUCUGACAUUCACCGCCAUUGCCAUCGACAGAUAUAUGGCCAUCAUUCACCCCCUUCGUCCACGUCUUACUGGCAGGAUUGUACUGACCAUCAUCGUUGCAAUAUGGAAGGCGUCGUUCCUACUUUCCUUGCCUAAUUUGCUGUAUUCUUCCAUUUAUCUUCAACCGUUCAAAGACGGAUCCUCCAGGAGUAUAUGCUUCCUCCAGUGGCCCGAUGGCUCAAACACUCAGAGUAAAUCGGAUAUGGGAUAUAACAUUUUACUGAUGAUUCUCAACUACUUUCUACCAAUGGUGACCUUGGCAGGAACAUAUGCUAGAAUAGGCUGGGAGCUUUGGGGCAGCAAGGCCAUUGGAGAGACCAUACCAAUGCAGGCAGAACGGAUUAAAAGUAAAAGAAAGGUGGUGAAGAUGAUGAUGGUCGUUGUGGUUAUCUUUGCCGUUUGUUGGCUUCCCACGCAUCUGUACUUCAUCAUUGGAAACAUACGUACCGACGUUGCCUAUUUCAGCUACAUUCAACAGAUUUACCUCCUCAUCUACUGGCUGGCGAUGAGCAAUUCAAUGUACAACCCAAUCAUAUACUGUUGGAUGAACGCUCGAUUCAGACAAGGAUUUCUGCGCUUUUUUCGCUGGUGUCCAUUUCGUCCGUGCAAGAAGACGCGAAGAAUGGUUAGCCAUGAACGAGCCUUCUACUCGACCCGUACGAGUAUGACUGCCUCGGAAAAAUAUACUUACGACAGAAAUGGCUCUUUGAUGCACACGACCAUGGACAGUCUUGAUGACACAACGUCGACACCAAGCGUGUACAGGAUGCAUCCCAUUGUUUCAAAGAGGACGCGGGAUGAUUCUGUUUGAAGGACAUUGGUGUUAUAUUGUUCAACUACAACCAAGCUCAAUCACCACAGUGAGACCAUAUACUUGCACAGAUAGUCGAUCAAGGUGUGCCCAUGUGCACCAUAUGAAGGAUGCUCUUCGUUGCAAUACAAAGCUGGGAAGAAUCGCCAGAACCUGCAAUAUAAAAUGGCUUAUAUGGACAAGUCUGUGAUUAUGAUCAACGCGAAGGCAAUGCAGUGCGUCAAUUGACAAUAAAAGUGAAAUGAGUGUUCAUAUUGACUGGUCUUUGUUUGGAGACAAAAUAAACACCUGGUGCCAGUUGGAGUCAAAUGAAAUAUGAAGACAACUUACAUCAAACGAAUGUGCUGUUGAUGAGAGUGUUCCUCAAGGCGAGGAUUCUUGGUUUUAAUGCCAACAUAUCGGUAAAAGGAUUGUUUAUCAUAGUUUAGUCAUAGGUGCAGAUUAUGCACGUCAAGAUUUCAAAGACAAGGCAAAAUGACUACAUCUUUUGCAAUGUCUUACCAACGUACAAAUAAGAACGAAUACUUUUUCCAUGUUAAGAUAUAAAUACCAUUACAACUAUUAGUAUGAAAGUUCUUCAUGAGUCCGUACAAAAAAAUAAAUAUAAGAAAUGCAUGUAUUCGACAACACCAAUUUAAUUUACAUAGCAAUUUACUUUGUUCCUUCGUGUACCUUUAAUUUAUCUUAGUUGAUUUAGUUUGCGUGUAUAUAUCAGUCGUUUCGUGUUACCCCGUUCAAUGUAGCUACAUAGUAAGUUUUUAUGCAGUUGUUUGAAAUGGGUGAUAUUGAUAACGCCGAGGUGAGACACGAGUGAUGGUGCUGUAGAAAGAUGAAAUACGAACUUAUACUUCCUUAUGAUGAUUAUAGGUAAACCUAAUACUGAAAUUGGCAACAGCAAGCAUGUACCUUUAUUGAGAAGACAUGUUUGCAUUGUGGUGUAGUGUCUCCGAAACUAACAAAUCAUUUACUACAUCAUAACUAACCAGCCUCACCUGUGAAUGUUUUCAACAGUGUGCAUACAAACGAUGAAUUGUACUGCUGACCUAAGAAAUGGUCACCACGAAGCUUUGAAGAGCAGGUUCCCUUUAAGUUAGAUGGUGGCAGUGACUUUCGGAAUCCGACAGACAAAUGUACUUAUCUGUCGAUUACUAAGCAUCUGACUCGUCCGACGUCGCAUUAAGACAGGCGGAAAUCUGUCAGCAAGGUAUUAUUGGAACCUAUACUUUCAUUAGUUUUAGAGAGUCGUUUUGCAAUAGUCUGAUGCCUGUCUAGCGGUUUUCUCAGUGCACGGUUUCUGGAGGUCUAUUCUAAUUUUGUAUCUAAAUUCUUACCAAUUAUUGACAGAAGUAUGUGAUGUCCUGGUGCAAACAGCAUCCCAAACUUCUACGAUGUAUGUCCAGAGUUGAUGAACUCUAGGACGACAGUCAACUAUAACCCUAUUCACAUACUGAUAUUUUGUGAUUUCUAUAACCAUUACACUAAAUAGAGAUGAUAAUCAGUCGCUCUCGUCACAUUGAGCUCUCUAAUCACACAAUAUGCGCGCUGGUAGUUUCAAUAAAGACUUGACUCGCGAUAUCCAUUUUUAUUUUGGUCAUAUUUUCAGGAAACCAAUAAUCCUGGAAUAUGGAUUACCAUGGUGCGUAGUUAAAGAAUAUCAGAGGACGUAAUCAUUAAUAUGUUCAUCGUUCCAUAGCAACAUCUAGGGAAAUAUUUCAUCGACAUAAUUUGGUGAAACAUGUUCGGUUUUUAAGUUCUUUUGAUCUCUGCAACAGAACAGCUAUUAAUCAUUAUUGUGUAAUAAGGACUACAUUUCCUGAUUAUCCAUUAUCUUUUGUCGCAUGGACAAUAACAUACGUACUCUUGUCACAAUCAAAGUCACAUGGGUGUUGUAAUGAUUGUAACCAGGCCUAAUCGUAAUGUUUUAUUAUGCAUAUUACAUGUUGGCUUUUGUAUAACCUAAGGAAUUUUUCAAUGUACAUGUCCACUAUGUUUUACGAAUUGUCACGAAGUGAAAUGUAUUACAUGUAUGUGCGUGACAUCGAUAUUUAUUUGUUUUAUGAUCGAAACGUUUUACUGUAUUGUAACAUCUAUAUUUCCAUUUGCAACGUAAAUAUUAAUUUGCAGAUAUAUUUUUGGGAUCAGUUAUUUUAGUGAAUCGCUUGACGAUGAGACAUUACUUGACUGAAUAAUAUAGAAAUGAUCAAAUAAUCACUGGGAUUAACAAGCACGCCUGUCUUUAUAUCAGCGUAUUAUACUAUUACUAUUCAAAGAUAACGCUAGUAGAUUCAAUUUGAUUAACUGCAUUUAAGAUAAACAUUUGUUCGUUAUUGUUGUCCAUAAAGAACGUCAAACAUGUUCAUAAAGAAGUGGCAUCAGCAGGUAACAGGAAUAGAUUGCGAAAUUGUUUAUGAAUUAGUGAUUAUAAGUCUAGGCAAUGCCCUUCAUAAUAAUUAGGAUAUAACACAUGCUGACGCGCACAUAUUGAUAUGACACGGUCUUACAUUGCAUUAUACAUGCAUUUCAUUGUACGUGACAUCACAAGCAUUUACAAUGACAUCACACACACAUAUAAAUUGAAAACAACUCCAGAGAUUAAUAAUAGUCUCGAAUAUCUGCAGAUUUUCAUAAGGCGUAGAAGUGAGGGAAAUUGUGAUGGAUCACUGAAAAUCAGUGCUGACAACAUGUUUUGCAAAACAGUGCAAUGAGACCACAUUUACUUGGAAUACCACACGAACUGACAAUGUUGAACAGACAUUGUCCGUAUACAUGUUAUGGAUCCAAAUAAUGUGAACGCUCACAAUAUGCAGCACAGGCCAAAAUAGUUACAAUAUAUAAAUAUAUUGUUCUUAUGAACAACGGUACCAUUCAGCCAUACCCAGAAAUAUAUAUACGUAUAUUUUCUACUCCCCGUUUCCCAGUGAUACUUUUAUCUUUUCAUGAUCCACAAAACUGACUCUCAUAUAUCACGUGUAUGACAUAUCUGAUUACCCUUGGGGCACGGGUGGCCCAGGCGUCUAAGGCGCCGCGAUUCGCUGUGUAGAGUUGCGUCCCUUGGGCACGCCAGAAACCUAUGAUUGCGGGUUCGAAUCCCGGUUCGCCCCGAUUAUGUUUCUAGG